AUGAAAUUAGCAAGAAAAAAUACAAUAAUUAUUCCAACAUUUGAUAUUGAUUUGAUGUGGCAUACACACAUGAGAUAUCCAUUGAGUUAUCUGGAAUUUUCUAAAGCUGUAUGUGGUUUUGUACUUGAUCAUGACGAUUCAAUAGCUCCACCAGUAUUAAUCGAUGCUUACCAAGAUACAGCUGAUCGAUGGAAAAAAGCUUAUCAAUCAGAAUAUGGUCAACACGUUGAUCAAAAUUAUUCACGCAAGUUUCUCGAUUUUAGCCGCUGUGCAAUGAUUCACAAGUCUGAAGAGGAAAAACGACCAAACCAUAAAAACUCCGGCGGAUGUGGAGGUUGGUGGGGAACUGUAGAUGGAGGUACAGAUAGCGCUGGAAGUUCAUGUGGAAGUGGUUGUGGAGGAGACUAA
Rotaria sp. Silwood1 is the source of this 408-nucleotide messenger RNA. Lineage: Eukaryota; Metazoa; Rotifera; Eurotatoria; Philodinida; Philodinidae. The record is from the annotation of a GenBank genome assembly.